This is a messenger RNA of Salvia hispanica, 1833 nucleotides long. Its product is annotated as DNA replication factor CDC6B-like. Gene Ontology annotation, biological process: DNA replication initiation; mitotic DNA replication checkpoint signaling; cell division. NCBI's taxonomy places the organism in Eukaryota, Viridiplantae, Streptophyta, Magnoliopsida, Lamiales, Lamiaceae. Gene Ontology annotation, cellular component: nucleus. Gene Ontology annotation, molecular function: DNA replication origin binding; ATP hydrolysis activity. The record is from RefSeq and is a predicted model, not a curated record.
UCUCAAUUUCUUCAACCCUUUUCCAUCCACACAGCUUCCGCUACCAAUCCUGAUACAGAUAUGCCGGCCUUCGCAGCUCUCCGUCAAUUUCCAUCAUCGGAUCCGACCUCAGAGACCAUCGUUGCCGUUACACCUCGGAAAACUCGCCUUAGAUCCGAUUCGGAUGCUGCAAUCGGAUCGCCGCUGCGAAAAUCUCCUCGACUGGGCAAAGAAGGCACCCCUCAUAGCUCCCCGACAGCUAGUAUACGAAAAUGCCUGAAAACAUCCUUGAAUUUGAGUGGAUCACCUCAGAAGAAGCAAUUAUCUGAGGAUUUUGUUGAGAGACAGAACUGGAAUCCAAGAGUAGAUGAGACGCAACGAAGAGCUGUUAAUGAGGCAUUACAUGUAUCAACUGCCCAGACGAACGUUGUCUGCCGCGAAAAUGAGCAGAACCGGAUCCUGGAUUUCUGCAAGAAAUGCAUCAAGGAAGAGAAGGCUGGAAGUCUGUAUGUAUGUGGGUGCCCUGGAACUGGGAAGACACUGUCGAUGGAAAAAGUAAAAGUCAUGCUUGCCGAUUGGGCAAAUGAGGAAUGUAUACAGUAUCCAGAUGUCUUGCCCAUCAAUUGCACUUCUCUUGCAAACAUGAAUGAUAUUUUCAGCAAGAUUUUUGAGCAAAACCAUUCUGGGAAGAAACGUAGUCGUUAUACAUCAUCUUUGCAGCAGCUUCAGAACUUGUAUUCUCAACAGACCCCUGGCAUGAAGAUGAUAUUGGUUAUAGCUGAUGAGCUGGAUUAUUUGAUUACCAGAGAUCGAGCUGUGCUUCAUGAUCUUUUCAUGCUAACAACACUGCCUUUCUCCAAGUGUAUUUUGCUAGGGGUUGCUAAUGCUAUUGACUUGGCCGACAGGUUUAUCCCAAAGCUACGUUCUUUAAAUUGUAAACCUAUGGUCAUAACCUUUUGUGCCUACUCCAAGGAUCAGAUCAUCAAUAUUCUUCAAGAAAGACUAAGGGCAGUUCCCUACACUGUUUUCCAGCCACAAGCACUGGAACUCUGUGCCAGGAAAGUUGCCGCAGCAUCUGGAGAUAUGAGAAAGGCUCUUGCAGUGUGCAGGAGUGCGAUUGAAAUUCUAAUAGGUGACUCUAUGCUAUCAUCAUUAGAUGGGACUGAAGAUCAACACAAACCUGCAGAAAAUGUUUCGAUGUCCAAUCAAGUAAGAAUAGAUCAUGUUGCUGCUGCAUUGUCAAAGGUGUAUAAAUCGCCAGUAGUAGACACAAUUAUUUCACUGCCCCAACAUCAGCAGAUCAUACUCUGCUCAGCUGUGAAGCUUUUUCGAGGUGGGAAGAAGAAAGACACAACUCUCGGAGAGUUGAACAAAUAUUAUGUGGAUGUUUGUAAAUCGACUUCGAUUCCUCCAGUUGGCAUUUUGGAGCUUUCAAGUAUGUGCGGGGUACUGGACGACCAGGGAAUUCUGAAACUUGGACAAUCACGAGAUGAUAAGCUAAGAAGAGUGACAUUAAAGGUUGACGGAGCAGAUAUUGUUUUUGCACUGCAGGGAGUUCGAUUCUUCCGGAACUGUCUGCAGUGAUCCUUUGAUGGUUGUUAUGAGGCCAAUUUUCUGCAUGAAACCAAAUUAAGGAGGCAAAACAACACAUGCAGCACCUCCAUGCUCUAAAUUGGUAAUACUCAGCUGCUACGAUUGAAGAGAAGCAAAUGAGGCCAUGAACACAGCUAAGAAGAUAAAAUAGCUAGAAGCAAGGAAGCCAUACACUGUAAUGUUGUCUAAAACUGUAAAUUAUUUCGACAAUAUAUUACCUUGUGCGACGCACGGGACUUUUAUUUUAUUUAUUUAUUUAAA